GUGUGUCAGUUCGGUCAGUUUGCGGAAUUAAAUUUGUGAUAAAAUUAUACAACUUGAGGGUGGAACUUCAAAAAGUAGUUUGGAGUGUCCUGCGAUAACUGUAAAUUCGUUUUGGAUCCUGAAUAUCCGAAAAAUUUUUCUUUGGAAAGAAGUGAGGAAAAUCUGCUGUGAAAAAAAAUGAAUUAGCAAAAUUUUGGGGUCUCCUGCCUAUUCCAGACGUGGACAGACACAUCCAAACAUCUCCCUGAACGUCUGAAACCACCACAUUUUCCCCAAAAAUGAUGAAAAUAUCGGCGUUGAACGAGGAGUCGAGUGAGGAGAGUGAUGAGGAGAACAAUCUCCCCAAGAUUACAAAGGAAGCUCAGGAGCAAAUAGCGUUGAUCGAGUACAACAAAGCGCUCGAGCUUCUUACAGAAUCAAAAAUCGAGGAUGCUCUGCACAUCCUGAAAGACCUCCUAGAGACAGAACUUCUGGACCAAGUGGAGAAGCCAGAAGUCCCAGACGGCAGAUCUCGCCCCAUGCUUUCUCUGAAAUACUGUUGUUACAAGAACAUCGGCGGAAUCUACGCCCAGAUGAAUAGGUACGAGAAAGCAAUCGACUACUACUGGGAGGCAGCGAAUCUCGACGACACUGAUGUGAUGCUGUGGUGCCGGAUGGGAAGUCUGGCUCUGGAGACAGCGAACCUGGAAUUUGCCUGUUCCUCCUUCAAGCAGGGCCUCAAGUGUAACCCCAACCACUGGCCCUGCCUGGACAGCAUCAUAACCGCCAUGUUUGCUGUCCCCGACUACAUGAACUGCCUCCUCUACAUCUCCAUGGCUCUAGAGAGAGACCCAAGCUAUGUCAAGGGUCUCGCCUUCAGGGAGAAGAUCUUCAAGGACAUACCGUACUUUCAGGAAAGCUACAAGUUCUUUAACCCAGAUUGGGCCCUGGAUCCACCUCUCGACACCUUCUACGAUCGAUCCCUGGGGGAUAAGCUUCUUGAGGAAGCCAAGGAUAUCGCUGACAGGUGGAUCGAAAUCUGCAGGCCAGACUUCGAGUUCAAACCCAUUCCAGAUGUCUCCCUGAAGAGACCAUUGGAGAAGCACACGUGGCUGGAGCUCGGGGAGUCUCUGAUCGAGAUCCACAACUACAUCACUGACAAUAACCUGAACUUCAUCAGCAAACUCAACCUGAUUGUAGAAAAGCCACAGGAUCCAGUGGAGUCAGAAGUACCUGAUGAUGACAAUAAAAUGGAGGAACCCGAAAUGUGUCUAGAGAAAGAAGAAGUACUGGAUGUCCUAUCAGAUCCUAGUAUCGAGAUAGACCUGGCGAUUUCCCCAAGGUGUGAAAAAACUCCGGAAAAAAUGGAUGACCAGCAGGUGCCUGAGGUGACGCUGGAGAUGGAAGUGGACCUGGAGGAUGAGGCAAAAUCCGAUCCCUCAAGUGAUAUUCAAAUAAUCGAGGAGGAGGAUCCCCUAAAGCUAGAUCCCCAGGACAUAAAAACUGAGGAUGAGGAGAAGCUGGAGGAGUUCGUAGAAACGAUAAACAUCUCGGACGACCUAGACGUCGCCCUGAAGCCCGACAACUCCCAGGAGAACAUGCUAGGCACCGAGGAUCCAAAGCCCUUGCCAGAGAAGACCGAGGGCAAAGCCCAGAGGACCGAAAAACCUCAUGAGCAAUCAGAGGCUAAGGAGGAGCAGCAGAAGGUGAAAAAACGGCGCAGAAGUUCCCUCUGUUUUCUUCAGGAGUGGGCGUGGAGCAGCAGCAGUAUGAGGAGAUCACCAAGGGUGAGGGGCUCGAAUCGACGGGAACCCGAGAGGGACGAUGUCGAGCUCGAGGAGACGAUGAGACGAAUAUUCUCCAGUAAUCUCCUUCCAGACACAGCCAAGAUCAUCAGGGAGGAUCCCCUGAAGUCCAUGGACGACUCCAUGGAUACGAUGGACCUCUACCAGUUGUUCACAUCUCGAGAAACAACCAACACGGACGGCCUCAAGAGUUCAGAGAGCUCCAAGCCCCCGAGUCCUCUACACUCCGAGGAGAGUGUCAAGUACUUUGAAUCGGACCUAGAGAUCAGUGACGUCCAGGAUUUCGUCAAUCAGUAUUCGGGCCGGAGUAACCUGAUGGUGAUAAUCGCAAAAUUCACAGAAUUCCUGGCCACUAAAUGGCAACAGGAGUGGCCUGAAGAGCUCACUGAAGUCUACCUGCAGACAUACCUCUUCACCAGGCAGCACAUUCCCCAUUCAUCAGCGCUGGGGGAUCCUGAUGAGGACGAAUCGAUUCUCAAACACGAGGCGGAGAUGACACUUCUCUUCUGCGAGUUGCACACUGACAAAUGGCUGAAUAAUCGACCUGAGAUAGUUCCAACGGCCUCGAUUGAUAGAUUUGGCACUGGGAUACCGUCUGAGGAGCUCGGCUACAUAAUCUUCGCGAGUGUUCGAAAUAACUUGAACGACGAUCUGGUGUUUCUACUGAGAGUUCUCUGGGUGAAAGUCAAUCUCUUUAUGUGUCAGGGGGAUACUGAUGUCGCAAUGAAGACCCUGGAGCUGUUGAUUCGGGAUUUGCAAGGUGAAACGCAGGGGACUUCGGUGAAGCUACCGAACUGUAAAUACUACUCUAGGAUAGCUCUGCCAAUCGCCCAGAAACGGCUGACGUCCAUUGAGAGAGGGAAGAAUCUCGGAGAGGUCCAGAGGCUCUAUGACGAGAAGAAGUACGCCGAACUGUCAGUCAUCCUCCAGGAGACAUUCAAGUACGCUAAGCAGAGGAACGAGGUGAUGACAGUGUUGAAGUUGAAUAUCGAUCGUGUGAAACAGCUGUCGAUGCUUUUAAAUUGCCUCUGGCAGUUGGAACAGUACGAGGACUGUUUUGUCUGGGCUGAGACGUGUCUUAACGAGGCUUGGCAGGUGUACAUCAACUCGGCAGAUGAAUCUGAACGAAAAAAAUGGGGCCAGAGCGUCCUGAACUGCCUCGAGAAACUAGAGACUUGCGUCGAGAGUGCUGGUACCACAGUUAUCAGGUAUUUGGAUGGAAAAACAACGAGAUUAGUUCAGAAUCUCAUUCAAAUAACGUGUCACCAGCUGGAUGUACCAGAGGGCUCAAUGGAAAUGCCCCUGGAGACAGUCAUCCCCUGGAUCCUCUUGCAUCACGUUCUCCAGUACGAGGAGGACAAAGAUCGUGCUAAAUCCAGACAGUCCCAGAAAUCAAAGCCCUCGGAUUCCCACGAGUCAGAUUCUGAUGAUGAAGAUAAAGACAUACCAUCUCCUCUGAUGAUUCUCUUCACUGGUCAUGAGUUCCUCGGCCGGCACGCCUGGUGCUGUAUGAACGAUGCAAAGCUCCUUAUCUUUACCCUGAAGACCGUCAUUCCCAGGAUGUGCGGGGCCAGACUGGCAGUACUUCGGGAGAAGAUCGACAAGCACUUGGAGCAGAUAUUCUGGUGCUUGUACAGCCAUCCUAGCAGAACCAACAAGACUAAACCCAAACACCUAGAGGAUCAUCAAGUACCCACUAUUCCCCUCACUUGGGAUAUUGCACAGUUGCUCUUCGAGUUCUACAGACCCGAGAUUCUCCCUGAGUUUGACUCACCCAGGCCUAUGUCCAUUACAGCUGAUACUCAACAUCUCUUCAAGAAGAUCAGCUCUCUGGUCCCCAAGGAGCACGAUCCCAGCGAGUUAGUCGAGGAGAUGACUAACUACAUCAUCGGAGGGACAGACAAGAGGCCCUCGGUCAGCAAACCACUGCCUUAUCAAGUGGAAGCACUCUACUAUCUUCUCGCUGAUCAUCUAUUCAAGAAUAACAACUUCUCGUCAGCUGUCAAGUACUAUACGAUGGACGUUAUCCUCCAUCCUGGUGGUUUCAACUCGUGGGCAGCACUUGCCAUGUCCGUGGGAACUGUCAUGGGAACAUUCCUGAAUAACUGCAAACCCAUUUCCGACAUCAAUAAGCUACUGUUCCAAGCCAAGAUGGCGCAGUGCAGCUUCGAAAGAGCUGUGGAGAUCAAGCCUGGACACAGUGUCAUGUGGAUUGAAUAUGGAAAUUUUGUGUACAUGGUACACUCGUUCUGUUCGAGGCUGCUUAAGCAGGAGUCAGAUACACUUAGUAUGGAGAAGUUUGCGGUGUUGGAGAGCAGGAAGGAGGACACGUUGGAGGCAGCUGAGAAUUGCUUUCAAUCGGCUAAUAGGAUUUAUCUGGCGAACAUCGACGACGAGCCCCAACUGCAGGAUGAACGUUGGCUGUAUCAUUACAUGCUGGGGAAAAUCGCGGAGAAGAGGAACGAGGAUCCACCGAUUUUUCUCGAACGAUAUGAAAGGGCUAGUGAACUUUUGUACAAGAAUAACGCACAUUAUCCGAAGAAGAUCAGCCUCAAGAACGCGAAUAAUUCGGCGAUCGAGGCACUCGAGGUUCAUUACAGAAUUCAUGCGAGUAUCCUGAAGUACCUGGAGCAGCACGAAGGCAAGCCCUUGAAGAAAUCUCUGGGGCAGUUGUUCCUGAAGCAUCUCCUGGAGUGUGCGAGCGGUCCCUUCAUGCAAUAUCCCUCUCAGCUCAACAGAAGUAAACGAAAGGAGGAUUUCAACGAGAAAGCUCUCCUAAGGGACGAGAACCCAUCGACAGAUGUCAUCCCCAAGAGUAGAACUCAAGAGAAACGUCAGAACAGUAUUGAAGAGAUCCCAGUAGAGAAGUCAGACUCGAAAGGAAAAUCUGAGAAUAAAAAACGAGGGAGGGAGACAGGGGUUGAGGAACCCUCAAAGAGGAUGAAGCUGGGAAACAUUUCUCAUCUCCAACUGAUGCAGGAUGUGCUCAGUGUGAUCGAUGAGUUGAUAACCAAAGUAUGUGAUAUAAGUCUACAGAGGGAGCAGAAGGACUUGUCCAGUGACGAGGUUAUGGUGAUAUCUAGUGACGAGAGUGACAAGGAGAGAUCUGGCGAGAAGAAAUCGGGCUUCCUGGGAAAGUCCAUGCCUGUCAAUGCUCAGGAGAUGAUGGACGAUCUCAUGAAGCAGAUGCUGGAGGAACAGCCGGUGCAGAUGGAUGAGGAGGAGAGCAGGAAGAGCGAGGGUAAGUGGAUGCAGCAUGAGGAUCUUCAGGGGACUGAGGUUCCCUGCAAAGACAGGGAGUACAAAGAGAAACCUGGGGAGAAAAAGAAGACACAGGUUAACCACGUCAAGGAGGAAGCUACCAUGAGCAGGAGAGGGUCACAGGAAAGCACCACAACUACCUUAACUACCACGACUAAUGAGACUAAUAAUUCGAGCUUCAGCAGCAGUGAUGAGUCCAGCAGCAGUGAGGACAGCUCGGACAGCGAUAGCUCGAGUCUUGAGAGUGACAGCGAUUCUGGGGACAGUGACGGGGAGAAGAAGAAAAAUAUCGAGGAGAAGGAAGAAUAUCUCACAGAGACAGAAGUCUCGAAGAUCAUCAGCUACUGUCUGGCAGGCCUGGAGCAGUGUGUCCUUCGUUUCCCCGGACAUUACAAGUCAAUCUAUCGUCUCUGUCACUUUUACUUUAACAACAAAAUUCUCAAGGACAACGACAAGUGCCGUGAUCUGCUCAUGAGGACGUUCAAGUGCCAGUACCACACGGGGAUGACACUUCAGGGGCUCUUCGCCGACCGAAAGAGCACAAAUUUCUUCAAUGGUGUUUGGCGUAUCCCGACAGACGAGAUCGAUCGCCCGGGUAGCUUUCCCUCGCACAUGUCAAGAUGCGUGACCCUCUUGAUGCAAGUCCUCAAGGAAACCGAAGACAGUAUAAUGCUGAUGGAGUUGUGCAUUCAGCUCCGGAAAAUCCCCGAUGCCGAUAAGAAAUACGUGCGAGAUUCAGAACGUGAGCAAUUAUCCCGCCAGGCAUCGACCCUAUGCUUGCAGUCCCUGCGAACAAGGAUGCAAGUGAUGGGCCCCCCGAGCGCCACUGAUAAUUCACCCCUCUUCCGGAAGGAUCGUCGAACGGCCGUUUUGCUGGACAUCUACAAGAUCUAUCAGCAGGUCCAGAAGAACUUCCAGGGAAAGGAGGUCCAGGCGUUUGCAACCCUCUUGGUAGACACUUACAAGUCGUACAUGGGGAUUAAAUCAUCGGAGGGAAAUCUCCUGGAGACUGCAAUGCGUUGCUGCCAGCAGCAGAUCCUUGCCAACAAGAUAGCAGCCUCGCAGUCUCACCAGCACAGAACGGAGGUGUCUGGGGCAAUGGGGCCAGCCUCAGUGACUCCAUUAGCCUCCAGUCAGCCUGUGAAUCCUCCGAGUCAGCCUUCACCAGUACCAACAUCACCCCAAGCUCCCCAGCAAAGAAAGUCCUACAAGCCCUCUGGGACAGGCCGCCCCCGUGGACGGCCACCGAACGUCAACAAGUUCCUCUCCAUGCAAACAGGUGGCAUGAUGGGCCCUUUCAGCAAUAAGAGCUAUUCUGGGUACAUGGGGACAGCUGGAAACCAGGCGAUGAUGCCUCCGUAUCUCAUGAAUUCAUUGAUGGAUCAUAACAUGAUCACAGCGAUGCUGGGAAGCAGCCUGGGGAGCAACCUGAUAGACUCCCUGUCAGCAAUGAAUUACCUCAGUCAAGUGGGAAAUUAUCAGGACAUCUUGAGGCAGUACCAGAAUAAUUUGACGUCUAUGGGGGGCCUUCCUGGAUACGGGAAUCUCUCGACUCCCCUGUCCAGCUCCAGUGGCACUUUGCCGACGAUGAGCACCAUUAACACGUCGAGCUCGAUGCCCCAGAGUGGCAUGCCAGGGAUGGGAACCAUGAGCAAUUUGGGGAGUUUGACUGCUCACCAACUGCUCAGUUUACAGAAUUCAGCGACGGCAUUGACCAGUGCUGGAAUGUACAAUCAAGUCAAACCUACGACAACGUCAUCGUCAGGGAAGGAUCACUCACACUCGGUGUCGAUUACUCCAGUUGGGGGUAGUCAGAAGAAGAAGCAUGUGGGUCAUGGGGAUAUGUCACAUGUGAAAAUGUCACAGAAGCAACUGCCAUCACCGACGCAGGUAUCCCUUUUGAAGCCCACAGUCAUCCAGCCCCCGAAGACAACUCCCCCGAAGCUCAUGUCAGCCCCCCAAAUUCGAGUCUCCAAGAAUUUAACAGAACCACAACCAGCGCACAACGCUUCACUCUCAGUGAGUCCCAUGAAGAGUGCCAGCCCCUCUGGUAUUAACCUGCCAGUCAGUCAUGCCAGCCUCCAGAAUUCAGGCCUCAACAUAAAACCAGUGCCCAUGGGGAUGCAGAGAGGUACCUCUCUGCAGCACAAAUUAUUGUCCAAGAAGCAGGGACAGCCUCUGCCUCAGAAGCUCCAACAGAAUCAGCUGAAAAAACAGAGACCAGCCAAGUCCCAGGUGUCUGCAUUGCCUGUGCAUUAUGAUAGAUUCAGGGGGAUAUCUGGAGCUCCCUUCAUACCCUCUGAACUCAGUGGCAUAUCUGUAAGUCCUGUCAGCCAGUCGAUGGCCUCCAAAAUUCCCCCCAAACCCGCCUUCAGGAAGUCCAACAAACCCAAGGGCUUAGACAUGACUGGGGGCAUCCAGAGUACCAUUCCAGCUUCUAAUACUGCUGAGACUUACUCGAUGCUGUCGCAACUGAAGCAGCACGCACAUCUAGAGAUUAUUCCCCAGAAGGGUCACUCCAAGAACAUCGAUUUUGGAAAAAAUCUGCCAUUGUCAUUGAGUGUUGUACCUCAGAAGGGGCCAGAAGCGGGUCGACCUGUGGGAAUGGACUCGUGGAAGAGCAGUAGUGCUGCCAAGAAGGGGGAGAAAAGCCUCAAGGACAGUGUGGAAAUUAUUACUCUUGAUGAUUGAGGCCGAUAACUACUGCCAGAUUAUGCUUUGUGAUACGAUUUAGUUAAGUAAAGUAAUUGUAUAUUUUCAUUAUAGCAUUUAUUCGUCUUUUCUCAAGCCUGAAAAUAAAUAUUGAAUUUAUAAGAAGAGA
Molecule: messenger RNA, 7866 nt
Organism: Diachasmimorpha longicaudata
Lineage: Eukaryota; Metazoa; Arthropoda; Insecta; Hymenoptera; Braconidae
Product: calcineurin-binding protein cabin-1-like
Exons: 7
Coding region: 279-7736 (2485 amino acids)
Biological process (GO): chromatin organization
Cellular component (GO): nucleus
Molecular function (GO): nucleosome binding; protein binding
Source: RefSeq, a predicted model, not a curated record